This is a messenger RNA of Plenodomus lingam JN3, 2295 nucleotides long. RefSeq lists its product as uncharacterized. Lineage: Eukaryota; Fungi; Ascomycota; Dothideomycetes; Pleosporales; Leptosphaeriaceae. Gene Ontology annotation, cellular component: Noc2p-Noc3p complex; Noc1p-Noc2p complex; nucleolus. Gene Ontology annotation, biological process: ribosomal large subunit biogenesis. The record is from RefSeq and is a predicted model, not a curated record.
AUGCCCGUCUCCAAGGCAACCAAGAAGUUCGAAAAGAACAAGCUACACGAUGUCCUCAAGCGCCGCAAGGAUGUCGCCAAGAUUAAGCAGAAGAAGCAGAUGGACGUGAAGAAGAAGGAGCGCAAGGCCAGAGAUAACGCCAAAGCCGAGGCUCUCGAGGGUGAUGAUAGCGCAAAACCCAAGGCAAAUGGGUCCAAAGAUGAUGGCUUCGCCGACAUGUCCAUGGACCACUUCUUCCAGGGUGGCUUCCAGGUGCCUGAGAUGACCAAGAAGCCAAAAGUGAAAACGGGCAAGCGGAAGCGCACUCCAGUGGAGUCGGCCGGCUCUGACGACGAACUGGUUGAGCCGCGGACUUCUGACCUGGAGUCGGCAUCUGACAGCGACUCUGGUGACGAUGCAGAUGCGCACAAGGAGCAACUCGCUGGGCUGGCCAGCAAGGACCCUGACUUCUACAAGUACCUCAAAGAGAACGAUGCCGAGCUCCUGGACUUUGCCGAAGACGCCGACCUUGCAGAAAUCGAUGCGCUCAGCGCCAGCGAAGACGAAACGACGCCAAGAAAGAAGAAGACGAAGAAGACCGAGAAGAACGGGACAAAAGCAAAAGCGUCAGAGGAGAUUUCGGAUGACGAAAGCGAUGCCACGGGGAGCAACGAACUCACAAGAAAGACUGUGCAGAAGUGGAAAGAGUCCAUGGAGUCCAAGUCGUCUCUUCGAGCCAUGAAGGAGGUCGUCCUAGCUUUCCGGGCAGCAGCACAUUUGAACGACGAUCAGACAGGAAAAGAAUACAAGUACACCAUAUCGGACUCCGAAGUGUACCAUGAGGUCCUCGUUAGCACGCUCCAGCUCGUCCCUAAGGUGCUUCAACACCACCUGCCCGUGAAGGAGAGCGCUGGAGGCAAGAUCCGUGUGCCCACCGAAUCAAAGAAAUUUCGCACCCUCACGCCGCUCCUCAAGUCACAUACUGUCUCAAUCCACCAUCUCCUCGAGAACUUGUCUGAUGCUUCCACACUGCGCAUGACAUUAGACUCGCUAUCAUCGUUGCUGCCGUACGUCUUGUCCUUCAAGAAGAUUGUGCGUGAAGUCGUACGGUCGGUCUCGUCUGUGUGGUCAGAUUCCGCAAAUAACGAGAUGAGCCGACUGUCCGCUUUUUUGGUCCUCCGCCGAUUGCUUGUCAUUGGUGAUCCUAGUAUUCGCGAGACUGUGUUGAAGCAAGUGUACCAGGGACUGGUCAAGGGCGCAAGGAACACCACUGUACACAACAUUCAGGGCAUCAACUUAAUGAAGAACACUGCAUCCGAGCUCUGGGGCAUCGAUCCUACCGUUGGCUACACGACAGGCUUUGGCUUCAUCCGCCAACUCGCUAUCCAUCUACGAACGAGCAUCACCAACAAAACCAAGGACUCUUACAAAACCGUAUACAAUUGGCAGUAUAUUCACUCACUAGACUUUUGGUCCCGCGUGGUAGCAGCUCACUGUGAGUCUCUGCGUGAGGCGGAGUCUGGAAAACCAUCGCCACUUCGACCGCUCAUCUACCCCGUGGUCCAAGUCACGCUCGGCGCGAUGCGACUGAUUCCAACCGCACAAUAUUUCCCUCUUCGAUUCCAACUUGUGCGCUCACUUCUUCGAAUCUCCUCCGCGACAGCAACUUACAUUCCUCUCGCGCCGGCCCUUGUCGAAGUCCUCAACUCAGCAGAAAUGAAGAAGCCACCGAAGCCUAGCACGCUGAAAGCUCUUGACUUUGGUACCACGAUCCGCGCAACAAAAGCUUAUCUACGAACGCGAAUUUACCAAGAUGGCGUGGGUGAGCAAGUCGCCGAGCUUCUAGCCGAAUUCUUCAUCCUCUGGACCAAGAACAUUGCGUUCCCAGAACUAGCACUUCCUGUCAUCGUUAUGCUGAAGCGCUGGGUCAAAUCCAUGACGAAGAAGAGCACUGGAAACCGCAAUGCGAAGAUCAGUGCGCUCGUAGCGUUGUUAGUGCAGAAACUCGAGGCAAACUCGCGAUGGGUCGAAGAAAAACGAGCGAAGAUUGACUUUGCGCCCAAUGACCGCGCCGGGGUUGAAAGUUUCCUCAAAGAGCUGGGCUGGGAGAAAACGCCUUUAGGCGCGUACGUGGCAGGCCAAAGAAAGUCGCGAGAGGCAAAGGCGAAGAUGUUGGAGGACGCGAGGAAGACGGAUGAUAAGAAAAGGAAGCAGGCUGAGCAGGCAGAUGGGAGGGGUGCCCAAGAAGACUUUGGAGCCGAGUCGGCGGAUGAGGAUGACGUGGACAUGGAAGAGCUUAGCGAUGAGGAUGCUUGA